GGCGCUUUAUGCCUGCCUGCGCAGCUGAGCCCUCUUUGGCAGCCGCCCCAAAGCCAAAGCCAGCGCACAUCCAGCGGCACCCACCAGGACUGGUGGCUCUUGUUCCCUGCUCUUUGUGCCGGUCGGCCCCCCUGAGUGGAGCACCAUGGGCACGGGGGACUUUUUCUGCAUCUCCAUGACCGGAGGGGCGCCCUGGGGCUUCCGCCUGCAAGGUGGCAAGGGGCACAACCAGCCUCUACAAGUGGCUAAGAUUCGUGGCAAGAGCAAAGCUUCCCAGUCUGGUCUACGUGAAGGGGAUGAGGUGGUCUCUAUCAAUGGCACCCCGUGUGCAGAUCUCACCUACACAGAAGUCAUCAAACUCAUGGAAAGCAUCACUGAUUCUAUCCAAAUAUUUAUCAAAAGACCAUCCACUGGAAUAAAUGAGACCUACAUCCCUGAGGCUGAAAACAAAGAGCAGCCCCUCCUGAUACAAGAGGAGCACGUGGAGAGGACCAGCCUGCAAAUUUGGCCCCACUGCAGCCAGGACGACAGGGCACUUCCUGACCCGAAGGAUGAAAGGAGCCCUGGGGACUGCUCUGGAGAAAGCAAUCUGUACUUCCCGAGAAGAGCCCUGAAGACGGAAGAGUGCAGGCCAGGGACUGUGGUCGAGCUGCAGUUGUCCCUGUCGCAUGACAGACACCAGGACCCUGGAGCUUCGGUGGGGACUGGCCCGGGAGGAGCUAAAAACCACACCUCUCCUGACCCCCACCCAGACCAGCUGCAGGGAGGGCUAGGGCUAGAUCAAGGAACGGCUGUGUUCUCUGAGGAGAAGGAGGAUUCUGGCGAGGGGCCCCUCCGCAAGGUAACUCAGCUCUCUAGUGGCCCGGAGCUGCAAGUGACCCAAGGCAGAGAGGCAGGGGCCCCCCACCCCUCCAGGGCUAAAGUGAUCGUCAACUACUCCUCCGAUCGAGAGAAGGCAGAAGGGUCCAACUGGACAGGAAGAAAGGGGUGUGGUGAUUUUCAAGUGGAAGGAGGGCGGGCCGAAGCACCUCCUUCUGUGGUCUCCUUUCCCAUCUCCUCGGAAGGCACUGAGCAGGGAGAGGAUCAGCAGAUCUCCGAGAGGGAUCACCGGAGGCCCCACAAGCACCGAGCUCGGCACGCCCGGUUCCGGAGGAGCGAAAGCUUGUCGGAGAAGCAGGUGAAGGAAGCCAAGUCCAAGUGUAAGAGCAUCGCCCUCCUCCUCACGAAUGCCCUCAACCCCAACUCCAAGGGGGUUUUGAUGUUCAAGAAACGCCGCCGGAGGGCGAAGAAGUACACCUUGGUCAGCUACGGCACUGGCGAGCUCGGGCGCGAAGCCGACACCGAAGAAGAAAGCGAAAGGGACGGCCUUGUGGAAGUCAAGUUCACCAGCGAGUCGGAGGUCGAUGAAGAGGUCUUCUCCGACGCUGACGACGACAACCCAGAGACCCUGGUGGGGACCCGUGACUGGGAUCGAUCUGGCCCUGUAGACGAGGACAAGAAGCUCAGAAGCGGAGACAAGAUGCAGAUGCUGCCAGACAGCUCGGGGAAGGGCGUGCUCAUGUUUGCCAAGAGGAGGGAAAGGAUGGACCAGAUCACCGCAGAACAAGAGGAGAAGGCGGAGGGAGUGCUGGGCCGGGGGGAAUUCGAGGAUGGCCAUGCAGACGGUCUGCAAACAGUCACUUCCUACCAGAGGAGGGAGGAAGAGAGCAUGCGAGUGCAGAGCUCCAGCUCCGUGAGCAAGAGUUACGUGGAAGGAAGCCACACGGUGCAGCACAAUGGUUUCAGCGGAGCCCCAGAAAUGCCCGAGGCCCAGAGAUUGGCCGCCUCCAACAGGACUGCCAAGCCCUUCCCCGGAUCCAUGAAUCAGACGGCCAUGCCAUUUUCCCCUACCAGAAACCUAGCGAGCCCCCUGUAUGAUUUUCCUGCACCGCCCCCCUACUCUGCAGUCAGCCCUCCUCCGGAAGUCUUGUCCAGAGGGAUGUCUAGCCCCUUAGCCAGCCCAGCGCAGCCACCCCCAUGGCCCCAGCCAGCCCCGUGGUAUGAGCAACCCGAGCAGAUCGCUUCCCGAGACGAGAGGAUUUCAGUGCCAGCCAAAAGAACGGGCAUACUGCAGGAGGCCAGGAGGAGAGGUGCCUCAAAGCCCAUGUUUACCUUCAAAGAGGCACCCAAGGUCAGCCCUAACCCUGAACUGUUGUCACUGGUACAGAAUGCAGAGGGCAAGCGGGGGGCCGGGGCCGGGUUCGAAUCCGGCCCCGAAGAAGACUACCUCAGCCUUGGAGCAGAGGCUUGCAAUUUCAUGCAGGGCCACUCUUCGAAGCAGAAGACCCCACCUCCCGUCGCCCCCAAACCCUCUGCCAAACCCUCCUCCUCUCAACCAACCACUCCCAUCUCCCCAGUCUGGUGUCCACCUAGCCAGUCGCCUCCAUUCACCGUUUCCAACCAGUCCCAGGGGAUCGUUGCCUCCGCCAUCAAAAUAGCUCGGCCUGCUUCCACUCCUUACCAGCCUCCUCCUCCUCCUCCAAACGUGGCUGGGCCCUUUAAAGGACCCCAAGCAGCAGUAGCCAGCAUGAACUACACACCCAAGGUGACGCCCAUGGGAAACGCUGCGGUGACACCAGCCUCUGGGCCGGGACCAUCCAACGAAUUGCCAAAAAUGAGCGGCAAAGGAGCAGAGCUCUUUGCUAAGAGGCAGUCACGGAUGGAGAAAUAUGUGGUAGACUCAGAGAAAGUGCAGGCCCACAUGGCCCGGCCUCAGUCUCCCACUCCGUCUUUACCAGCUUCCUGGAAAUACUCCUCUAAUGUUCGAGCCCCUCCGCCGGUCGCUUACAAUCCCAUCCACUCUCCUGCCUACCCUCCGGCGGCCAUGAAGUCUCAGACUGCGGCAUCGGCUUCAGCCACCUCCAAGCCGAGCAAGAAAAAGGGCAAGAAGCCCCUCAAUGCUUUAGACGUGAUGAAGCACCAACCGUACCAGCUCAAUGCAUCUCUCUUCACUUUCCAACCUCCAGAUGCCAAGGAGAUCCCGAUCCCAAAGCCAGCUGCCAAGCUUGGGCCAGUCCCAGUCUUGAAGUCAGCUGUUCCUUCCGCUCAGCCACUGGUCAAUGCGAGCUCGCCCAGCACCUUCCGAGCUUCCUCCGUGUGCUCGAUGCCAUCCUACCCUUCUCAGCCCACCUUCUACUCCGAGGCUGCGGCCACUCCAGUCAGCCCAUCCCCCGUGCCGCCGCCAAGCCUGCCCACCUCUCCCAAGCUGGAGUCGAGCCCCCCGACUUACUUUGUGGCUCCGAGGCCCAAGUUCUCGGCCAAGAAAAGCGGUGUCACUGUUCAGGAUGAUGGACAGUCACUACUUUUUAGAAGACCAGUUACACCCACUCUAUCUCCCACUUCUCCUCUGAUGUUCCAACCUUCCGCCAGUUACCCUGGAAAACCAGCUGGUGAGCCUGCAAAAAAACCUAACAAGAGAUUCACACCUUGGGAAGCAGCUGCUAGGUCUCCUCUUGGCCUUGUGGAUGAUGCCUUUGACCCCAGAAACAUCCAAGAUUCCAUUGUGGCCCAUGUUGUCUCUGCUGCCCAGAGGAAAAGCUUGCCAGAGCCACUUGAGUACUGGAAACUGGGAGUUUCCUAUGCACCUCAGUUUCAGAAGACAAAUCUGGGCCCAUUCAACAGGAGGGAGAAUGGCAUCACUAGCCUGCCAAAGAGCACCAGAAAAACCAUUUAUGCCAACAACCAGGAUGAUGCCCCAUUGCCAUAUUCUACCUAUUACAGGAAACCCUCUAGGACUGGGUUUGAAAGAAUGACCAUGGAGACCAAGUCUGAGUAUGGCUUCUCCUUCAGUGAUGGCAACUAUAAUCCACACCCAAGAGGAUGGAAGCGUGAGACCUGAGACUCCCCCAAGGCAGAGAAACCCUUCCAUUUCAUGCUCACCAUCCACCAGCUGUAAUAGUUAUGCCAUGGGACACAGCAAGUGAUCUUUUCUGGAACCAACCCAUUCUGCAGGACAUGACAACCUCAGGUGUGGAUCCCAUGGCUCUGAGAUUCUUCUGUGUGAGAGAUUUGUUUAAUUAUUUUUGAUCCUUAGUUCCCUAAGUCACAUCUGUAUAUUUAACAUGUGAGGAUGUCCACACCUGUUCAUUCAAACCUUAAUAUUAGUGCUUAAUACCUACUCUUUAUAUAAGUGAGCAAUGGGGUGAAAGAGAUAUUUGUGGAAGGAAAAUGUAAUUGCCUGAGUUGAUUUCUAGAGUUCUUAGCCUCAUUUUCUUUAUGCCACACAACACAUUUCCCAGUAGUAGUAGUCUCUCGGUAACUGAGGAUGACUAUUGUCUUUGUGUGUUUUUGUGCACAAAGACACUUGUGCAUGAAGAUUUAAGUGGAAAAGUCGAUGCACAGAGACAGUCCCACUCUCUCAGCGUUGGAAGCCUGGGUCUAGUGGCACAAAGUCGUUACACCUGGAGACUUCCUCAGCUGCAUUGGAUGGCCGUGUUGUCUUUUGUGCUCCAACACACCCUUAGCACUCCACAUUGCCUUGCUGCAUCGCCAUCUCAGCCGUUGAACCUUCUUAUUGGUUUUUUCCAUCUGUUCAGCUGAAGCAGUCUUCACAUGCUGGGUGAGCAAAGCCCUAGUUCACCAGGGGUCCACGACGACCCGAUGGCUACCCUCACAAGGUUUAGCCGGCCUGUCGAAGCCGUUGCCCGGGGUGUGGCCACUGCCGCCUGCUAGCAGCUACUGGGAGCCACAAGUGAGAGCUGAGUGUCAGGUGAGGGUCAGAGGCUGGAGAGCUGCCCUAGAAGGGCACGACAAGCCCUCCAUACCAGAGAUACUACCCCUCCCUGAGCACCCAAUUCAUCUCUGUGUGAUCUAGAUGGGACAGGGUCUCCUGUCUGACCUUUGUGCCACUGUGAAUUACAGAAAAGAAGGAAUAGCCUGGCAUUUCUGGAUCUGGCAUCAGACAUCCACAAUGAGGACCCUAGUUCAGGGAACGCUCUCAAAGACAAUAGAUUAGUCUGUGUGGAAAGGGAUUCCCUGAGGGUUUGGGUUUUGUUACUUUUAAGUACAUCCCUGAAUAGUUUAAUGUCUAAUUAAAUUCCAUUUUCUUUGAGAACCAGAAGGUAGUUCUAGACAGCCUGUGAAAGAUUAAUGAAUGGUAAGAUCGCCAUGAGUCCAUAAUCAUAACCGAGUUGUACACCUGCAGUAGGGAAUUGUCUUAAUUCUAAUCAAUUUGGAAUUGGCUUCUAAGAAUGAAAUAGCGAUGGGGAGAGAGACUGAUUUCAUUGAUAUAAGGAACUUUCUAGUGAGGAAACUCCCUCUACCAGUGCUGGUCAGUAUCUUUUUUGCAACUUAGGAUCUUAGAGAAUUGCCUGAAGCAAUGAGAAAUGAUGACUUGCUCAGGGUCACACAGCCAACAUCUGCCAGAAAGUCUUCUCAUCACCGAGGCUGAUUCUGUCCACUACCCCAUGCUGCCUCUAAAGAAUGAAGUUGCUAACAAAAGAGCUGUUAUGGGUUUCUCAUGUCUUUUACUCAUGAUUAUAGGUAGCAGAUUCGAUCUCAAGGUUAGUGAGGCCAUAAACGUUAUGACAUGCCUCUUUCUUGUUGCCAAAAGAAUUGUUGAAAGGCAGGUUUUCUGUUAUGUGUUACAAGGUAUGAGUGCCGAUGUGAAGGAAAGAAAAGAGCCCUAGAGGGUUGGUCACAUAUUUAUUUUAAUGAAGUAGCCAAUUAUAACUGCUUGUCACUGUCCUAGGUAGCCAUUCACUGAGUCGGAGAGAAAGUUGUUGGCCACAACAAAUGAACCAACCACAAUUAUUGCUCCUAAUAGAUAGAACAGUUGAUUGAUUGAUAGAUAGAUAGAUAGAUAGAUAGAUAGAUAGAUAGAUAGGUAGAAAGAGAGAGAGAGCAUUUAUAAAGUGCCAAGGAUGCAAAUAAGACAGAGGCAGCUAAGUGGCCCAGUGGAUGGAGUGAAGAGGGGAGGUCCUGGGUUCAAAUAGGGCCUCAGAUGCUUCCUAGCUAUGUGACCCUGGACAAGUCACUUAACCCCAAUUGUCUAGAGCUUACCUCUUUUCUGCCCUGGAAGUAAUACUUGUGUAGAUUCUAUGACAGAAAGGAAGGGUUGGGGAGAAAAAAGCAAAUAAAACAGUCUGAACUUGCAAGAUCAGAGAUUUCAAGAUGGAGGGGAUCUUUUACUGGGAGGUCAAUUACUCCAACCCUCUCAUCUGAUAUAGGAUAAACCAAAGAUUAGAGAAGUGAAGAGAUUUACCUGCUUGUGGCCAAACAGGCAGGACUAGGUGUCCAAGUCAUGAUUCAGUUUGGGAUCCCCCUGACUGCCAAUGUGGUUACUACCUUUUCUACCACACCAAAAAAACUGAAGCUGUGCUUCGUCAACUGAAAAGUAAUCAGCAUCACUCUGGAAUUGGUCACUGGAUAUUGAAGAGCAACAGCAUCACUGGGGGAUUCCUGAGAAGAGCUGGCGGGGCUCAAGGUCCCUGUUUGAAUCCCUGUUAGCCUGAGUAGAAGAAAACAAGGUCCAGCUCUGACCCAGUGUCUCAGUUUGAAUUCUGUUCAUUGUGAAUUUAAGAAGCAUUCAGAUGACUCUCAAGACGAGAAGGGUUGAGAAUUUUAUUUUGCUUUAUGAAAGUGCUUAGGAACCUAAGUCACGGUAGAGAACUUUUCUUCUAGGAAAGGUCAUUUUCAUUCAUCUCCUCCACUGAAGGUAGAGGGUUUUUUAAUAGCAUUUUAUUUUCUCCAAAUUACAUGUAAAAAUAAUUUUUGACAGUCAUUUUUUUUAAAUCUUGAGUUUCAAAUUUUCUCCCUUCCUUUCUCCUUUCCCCUCCCUGAGAAGGCAAGUAAUCUGAUACAGAUUCAUUGAAUUUAAGUUCUAAGGAGAAAAGGAGAAGGCGACUCUGUUGCUUGACUUGUGGAAAUGUAGCAGUAUUGACCAAAUGACACAAGGAUCUUCUUUGCUCCAAUCACCCAAAAACUCAGUGAUGAACCAGGAAAAAUAAAAGUGCUGAGUGUUGUUUUUAAAGGGAUGUUGCAAAAAGGGGGGGGGGCAGCUGGGUAGGUCAGUGGAUUGAGGGCCAGGUGUAGAGAUGGGAGGUCCUGGGUUCAAAUCUGGCCUCAGACACUUCCCAGCUGGGCAAGUCACUUAACCCCCAUUGCCUAGUCCUUACCACUCUUCUGCCUUGGAAUCAAUAUCCAAGGUGGAAGGUAAGGGUUUAAGUAAAUAAAUAAAUAAAUGGAUGGAUGGAUGGAUGUUGAUUACUGAGAAAAAAAGAUGAUAGAGCACAGAUUCUCCCAAAUGUGAGAGCCCAGAAUGACCAAGGGGAAUGCCUGAGAAAUUUGAGGCAUGAUGCUUGCUGGUCCCACUCGACUGUCCUUCUCCUACCGGCAGUGCUCUCCUCACAAUAUCUCUAUGCUGCCCAUUGCUCAGUCUGGUGUGGAGAUAGGAAGAGUCAGCAGAAAAGACUUUGUUCCCCAACCCUACUGAGCUCAUAAACAAAUGCUACUUACCACUUAUGUCCUUUAAUCAUGGAUAGCAGUUACUCAGUCACUGGAGCCAAUACCACCCAUGUGAUGUACUAGAGAAAGACGUGGCCAUUUACAAUAUCACAGGGUUUUUGCUCCUCAGUUUCCAGAAUGCAGUAGACUCUUUAAAAAAAAGCUUCAUUAAUGUCUUUUCCCCAAUUCAACAAGCCUUUUUAAAAAUACCAAUUAUGUACAAGUCUUAGAGUUGGGCAUUAAGCAUACAAGGAUAUAAGUAAAAUAAUUACUACCCUCCAAGAUCUUCUAUUCUAUGGGAGGAGGGGGGAGCAACAUGUAAACAUUAGUAAAUAUAAGAUCAAGACAAAGUCAUUAAAGUUAUUUCAAAAAUAAUGGAGUGUUGCAAAUCUGGCCUCAGACACAGGCUAUGUUACCUUGGGCAAGUCACUUAACCCCAUUUAUGUUACCUUGGGCAAGUCACUUAACCCCAUUUAUGUUACCUUGGGCAAGUCACUUAACCCCAUUUGCCUGAAUAAAAGAAAAGGGAGUGCUGAGGGAAUUAGAAAAGGACUCAUUGAAGAGAAUCCUCAAGGAUCAUGCUUUGAAGGAUGGAAGGGAUUCUAAGAGGAAGAGGUAAGGAAGGAAUGCAUUUUAGGCAAGGAGGAUCUUUUAUUCAUUUCCCCUUAAUACUCUCCCCACUGAAACCUUCUUUGUUAGGAAGAAAAACAUUUAACCAGAGUCUGAUGGUAUAUUCCACUCUAUAACCACAGUCCCUGCCACCCUACUGAGGAGCAAAGUGUCUUUUACUUUUUAAAGAAUGAUUAUAGAACUCUGCUUUCCUUGUCACAGUUAGUUGAAGAAGAUAAUUAAAAAUAUUUAUCUGUGUAUCAAUCUUCAAGCUUUAAGUAAAUUAAGAAAAGAGUAAUACUUGAGAAGCAAAGAAUUCAGUCUUCACUGGAGAUGAUAGACACACCUACUGGCUUUCUGUUGAAAGGCGCCCUUCCAGGAAGUCAUAUAUACUUGGUGGAGAUGACCCCCAAAUGGAAAAUGGUUCAAAUAAAUAGCACUGGACCCCACUGAGAGUUAGAGCCCUGAAUGAUGAGCAAGAAAUUCAUUCUACCUAUCUGUUCCAUUGUUAGAAUAAUUGAAUCACAACUGAGAAAUGGAAGAGAUCUUACAACUUACAGGUUACAACCCCCUGACAUUAUGAAAGGGACAAUUAAGAGUCAGACAGGAACAUAGCUUGUGAGCUGGAGGGAGCCUUAGAAGAUGGUCAUCUAGUACAGACCCCUUCUUUUAGAGAGAAGGAAUUUGCGACUACCCCAGAGCAAAGAAGUGAUUUAACAAGGUCACCCAGAAAGUAAGCGGCAGAGCUGGGUUUUGAACCGUGAUCUUCAGAGUCCUGUCCAAUAUUCUUCUGACUCCAGAAAGUGGAAGAAUUAUUUUAAUGAAGAAUAAAGAAUGAUCUUAAUGAAAAAGUAAUAUACUUUCCCUGGAGCUGUAUCUUUGUAAGGACAGUGCCCCCAAGUGGUAGGACUAGCUUUCCGGGAAGUCCUCCCAGAGAUAAAGAAAAUUGCAGUGCCUUUCCAUCUUCCUCAACUUUAAAUAAUCAAAUGGAAUCCCAGAUGGCUACUUUGGAAGUCCAUUAUUAAUGACUGCAUCUCGAACUUUUUCUUCACCUUGUGUGUUACAUGAAUGCACAAAUCUAUUGAUAGGUUCACAGGUCACAUAGUGGAAGGGAUCAUAGAGGUCACCUAGUCCAACUCCCUCAUUUUAUAGAGGAGUCAUAGAGAAGGGAUGGGAUUGCCAACAUCCUCGGAUUACAGGUGGCAGAGCUGGGAUUUGAACCCCCUUCUUCUGAUGUCAGCUUCAGUGCUCUUUGAACUCCACUCCACUUUCUUUCUUCCUUUCUUAGUUACUUCCACAAAGCCUGAGAAACACACACACACACACACACACACACACACACACACACGCACACACGUAUGCAUACAUGCACACAAGUAUAGAUAUACAUAGCUUGCACAAAUAUGGACUUGCGCACAGAUCAAUGGCACAAAACGGGAUCAGAAGCCUGACCUGACCAGCAGCUCUAAUUAGAGGAGAGGGAACUGUGUGAAGGCUUGGUUUUCUAGAAGAGCUCACAGUCCAAGUUUCACUUUUGAACAAUACUCAUCACUGGUUUCCAUCGUAAAAGACUCUUUGCCAUCUGAAUGUCUGAAUCUUAUCUAAACUGAAUUGCGGUGUCCAUUUAUAUUGAUUCAUCACCAAUGACUGGGUUUGAAAAGUGCAUGUUGAAGAUGAAAGUUGCAUUAAUAAACAUUAGCUUGCCAAAUCAAA
This is a messenger RNA of Monodelphis domestica (gray short-tailed opossum), 9804 nucleotides long. It is a transcript of the gene SYNPO2, whose product is annotated as synaptopodin 2. Gene Ontology annotation, biological process: positive regulation of actin filament bundle assembly. Gene Ontology annotation, molecular function: actin binding. Lineage: Eukaryota; Metazoa; Chordata; Mammalia; Didelphimorphia; Didelphidae. The record is from RefSeq and is a predicted model, not a curated record. Gene Ontology annotation, cellular component: Z disc; actin cytoskeleton; nucleus.